Molecule: messenger RNA, 1338 nt
Organism: Diaporthe amygdali
Lineage: Eukaryota; Fungi; Ascomycota; Sordariomycetes; Diaporthales; Diaporthaceae
Product: polygalacturonase
Exons: 3
Coding region: 1-1338 (445 amino acids)
Biological process (GO): carbohydrate metabolic process
Molecular function (GO): polygalacturonase activity
Source: RefSeq, a predicted model, not a curated record
AUGAGUCUCCUCAAGAGUGUCGCAGCCCUAUGUAGGCUGCUCCCAGCAGCUGUAGUGGCAGACUACGCCUACACGACCGUGCCACAGACGUUUCUAUUCAGCAUCCGGUCCGCUCGUCCUGCAGUAGCGGAGGCAUCACCGGCGCGAAAUCGUACAUGUAUUGUGGAAAGCCAUGGCGAUGGCGAGACUGACGACUCCGAGUUCAUCAAGGACGCCAUCAAUGGCUGCAACCCUGAUGGCCACAUUAUAUUUCCCAAAACGCAGUCAUAUUUCAUCGGCAAUCCCUUGGAUUUGACCCACCUGGAGCGUGUGGACCUCGAUAUUCAAGCAUUUGUUACAUUCAGCGAUAACAUGACCUACUGGAGAGACGGGCAUACUUUCGAUAUGGACUAUCAAAACAGCACCACUUUUUUCAAAAUCGGUGGGACAGACGUCAACGUCUACGGAGGAGGAGUGAUAGACGGAAAUGGCCAGAAGUGGUGGGAUUGGUAUCCUGAGCACAAAAAGGAUCGGCGCCCUGUGCUUCUGAUGACGGAUGACCUGCACACUGGCACAAUCUCGGACAUAAGUUUGAACAACUCGCCCAUGUGGACGAACUUUGUCGCCAACUCAACGGAUGUCACCUUCACAAACAUUUCCAUCUGGGCUGUGAGCAACAACGAGUAUUUCGAGAAGAACACUGAUGGGUGGGAUAUUUAUCGAUCCGAUCGAAUCACGAUUCAAAACUCAAGCGUGACCAAUGGAGAUGACUGCGUAUCAUUCAAACCGAACUCGACCAACAUCCUAGUGCAAAACAUGCGCUGCAACGGGACGCACGGUAUUUCCAUCGGAAGUCUAGGCCAGUACCCGGAAAGGGUCGACUACGUCCAGAACAUUACUGUUCUCAACGCGGCCAUGUACAACUCUUCUGAAGGCGCACGUAUCAAGGUGUGGCCAGAUUCAUACUCAGAGAAGAGCGGAAAUCUGGUCGGCGGUGGAGGCAGAGGCCUGGUACAGAACGUGACCUACGACACCAUGUGGCUCGAUAACGUGGACUACGGUCUCACCAUCACUCAAUGCUACGGACAGGACGACGAAGAGGAAUGCUUCAAAAACCCAUCGAAGCUCAAGAUCACGGACGUCACUUUCCGUAAUGUUCGAGGUCGAUCGAACCGUGUCUUCUCUCCUCUCGUGGGACACCUAGUCUGUUCCAGUCCGGAUACUUGCUCCAACAUUGUGGCCGAAAACAUUGAUAUCAGAACCAUCAAUGGUAGUAAUUUAGUCACCUGUAGAAACUUGGACAGGACACUUCUGGAUCUGAACUGCAGUGACUGGAGCAAGGGUUAUAACCCGGCUUGA